This is a messenger RNA of Cantharellus anzutake, 381 nucleotides long. RefSeq lists its product as uncharacterized. The annotation marks the transcript as partial. Gene Ontology annotation, molecular function: zinc ion binding; DNA-directed RNA polymerase activity; nucleic acid binding. Gene Ontology annotation, cellular component: RNA polymerase II, core complex. The transcript is spliced from 4 exons. Lineage: Eukaryota; Fungi; Basidiomycota; Agaricomycetes; Cantharellales; Hydnaceae. Gene Ontology annotation, biological process: transcription initiation at RNA polymerase II promoter; maintenance of transcriptional fidelity during transcription elongation by RNA polymerase II; DNA-templated transcription. The record is from RefSeq and is a predicted model, not a curated record.
CAGUCGGAUCCCGUUCGUCGUGUAAUGGUGCUAUGGUGUCGCUCGUGUGGCGCCGAGCAACCAAGCCAGAACAUUUGCGUGUACCGGGAUGAUCUGCUCACGAUCACCAAAGAGAAGGCCGGGGUCACCCAGGAUUUAUACACAGAUCCAACACUUCCGCAUUGCAAUAUUGAAUGCCCAGCGUGCCAACACCAUGAUGCCGUCUUCUACCAAGAUCAAUCGAAACGGACAGAAACGCGGAUGAUCCUCUUUUACGUCUGUACACAUUGCGGCACCAACUUUGUCGACCCGGCAGUGAGUACUCCUCAGAUCCUCCUCCCACUCUGCACUAUCCCAAAUUGGGGGCAAUUUGCUUACUCGUCGCUAUCAUCUCUUUCCUAA